UACGACAAAUUUGUGAUGGAUGCACUGAAGAUGAGAACCAGGAAGCUGCUGUACCCCACCGAAAAGGUCUGGGUGGACAAGCCUAAGUACGACGAGGCCGAGAGGCUUCACUAUGAACGAGAAGCAGCGUUAGCCGCCUCGGCGGCCGGGUCUUGCCAAGAGCUGGUGGCCGUGAAUGGCUUCUGCCACGAGGAACGCGCCGAGGAAGUGUUGAAGGCAGAGCUGUGGCGGGUUGGCAGUGGGAAGAAGCAGAAGAAAAGGAAGUUAUCGCCCAAAGCCAAGUCUUUAGGGCCCAAAAUAGAUCCCGUCUUGGCGGGUUUGUUGGCUGACCAUGUCUGGUUUGACAAACCUCGGUUUGACCAAGCGGAAUCUGCCUACCACGUGAAACUCGCCGACUCUUUGCCCCUGGUGGCGCUUCCCAUCGUGGAGCCAGCUGCUGUGGUGCCUUGGUCUGAAGACGCCGUCCAGGCCGAGACCGAGCAUGUUGGAAACCAGGCCGUCUUGCACUGCACUCACGGCAGCCUCAUGGCGUGCCAUCACGUCAUUCAGGAUGUGUGGGUCAACAAAUUCCACUUCGACGCCGCCGAGAGAGCCUUUGUCGAAAGGUCCCAGCUUGUGACGCUCGCACACCUGCUGCAGCCCCCGUCCGUCCUGAAGCUGGCCAGCGCCGGGCCCGUCACCCCUGACGAAGGCUACGUGACGGCCCUGGCUACUCCUUCGACCCCGGCCCACGUUGCCGAUGCCGAGCGUCAGGCCCCCACCGCUCCGCUCAUCCCGGCCGGAGAUGCAAACCAGACGGUCAACGGCAAGCCUCCGGGCUCCAGUUUGCGAGCCCUGCUGUCCGAAGUCUGGCUGGAGAAGCCGAUCUAUGAUGACGCCGAGCGAUUAUUCUAUGCCAACAUGUUUGACGGCCACCCUCCAGGGAAGGUGAGGCUGCAGGAGCGCGGCCACGCAGACAUCUCCAGAAAGAGCCGGAAAGAGAAGAAGGGCCGGAGCAGCCUACGGAAGCAGUCAACGGGAAAACGGGUAAACAACGCUGCAGUUGGGACUCUGACGCCCCAGGAAACGGCAACCGCCGCACCGCAACCUCCUGCCUGGCACUUUAUGCACCCGGACACGGAAUCUUUGUGGUUCAACAAGCCCACGUACGACAGUGCAGAAGCCUGCUUCUACGCCUCCCUUGCCCAAGAAGAAGCCAGCAGACUAUCGGAAGCCGCGCGAGCUAAAGCCACCCAGCCCACUGCGCAGCCCUCCAGCACACCAGAGCCUGAUGCUAAAAAAAUGGCAACCCACUUCCUCAUGCACGAGAAGAUCUGGUUCGAUAAAUUCAAAUACGACGAUGCUGAGAAACGGUACUACGAACAGAUCAACGGUCCAGCCCGCAGCCCUUCCUGCCAGCAGGAGAACGGCGCCAGCACCAUCCUGCGCGACAUUGCCAGAGCAAGGGAGAAUAUCCAGAAGUCACUGGCCGGACUCAAGACAGUUUUGCAAAACCCUCAGGAAGCCGCUGGUGUUCGGUCCAAGAAGCACCGGGGUCGCGCGGCUACCGCCAGCGGCCCCUCCCCCGCAGGACCAGCCGGAGACCAAAAUGAGGUGGUCACCAGGAUUGCUAACUUGGAGGCAGAGAACCAACAGCUUCGUAGUGUGGUCACAAACCUCCAAGUGGCCAUCUCCAAACUGGAGUGUCGGCUGAGCGUGCUGGAAAGGGCAUCGGCUUCCCAUCAUCCUUCCCCACCUCCACCAACACAGCACGUCACCCCCAUGAAGAAAGUGGAGCCCCUGGCCGUGCAGUCCAAGAAGGUGGUGCUCCCUUCAGCUGCCAUCAAAGAAGAAUCCCUGGGCGGUGCCGCCGCUGCCGCCUCCUCCGAGGAAGACGACGACAUCGACCUGUUUGGCAGCGACGAAGAAGAGGAGGACCAAGAAGCUGCCCGCCUUCGGGAAGAGCGGCUAAAGCAGUACGCCGAGAAGAAGUCGAAGAAGCCGGGCCUGAUUGCCAAGUCCUCCAUCCUUCUGGACGUCAAGCCGUGGGAUGACGAAACGGACAUGGCCAAAAUGGAGGAGUGUGUCCGAUCUGUUCAGAUGGAUGGCCUCGUCUGGGGGGCUUCCAAACUGGUCCCAGUGGGCUACGGCAUCAAGAAACUCCAGAUCCAGUGUGUGGUGGAGGACGACAAAGUCGGGACAGAUAUCCUGGAAGAGGAGAUUACCAAAUUUGAAGAUUAUGUGCAGAGUGUUGACAUAGCUGCUUUCAACAAGAUCUAACGGCAAACCUUUUACCCUUUCUAAAGCUAAUAAAUGGUUAAGAGUUGGAGAGCAA
Messenger RNA from Pantherophis guttatus, 2314 nucleotides. It is a transcript of the gene EEF1D, whose product is annotated as eukaryotic translation elongation factor 1 delta. Gene Ontology annotation, biological process: translational elongation. Gene Ontology annotation, molecular function: guanyl-nucleotide exchange factor activity; translation elongation factor activity. Gene Ontology annotation, cellular component: eukaryotic translation elongation factor 1 complex; cytosol. Lineage: Eukaryota; Metazoa; Chordata; Lepidosauria; Squamata; Colubridae. The record is from RefSeq and is a predicted model, not a curated record.